Messenger RNA from Pseudopodoces humilis (Tibetan ground-tit), 1047 nucleotides. RefSeq names its product RELT TNF receptor (gene RELT). Lineage: Eukaryota; Metazoa; Chordata; Aves; Passeriformes; Paridae. Gene Ontology annotation, biological process: apoptotic process. The record is from RefSeq and is a predicted model, not a curated record.
AUGAAGAGGAGCGGGAUGCACUGGUGGCUUGUCACCGUCCUGGGGGUGCUGAGCAGAGCUGCCCAGGGGGCCGGGAGCUGCAGCGCCCCGGAGCCGGGGACAGCGGGAUGCCCGCCCGGAGAGGAGCCCACCGGGGAUGCAGCGGGGACCUGCCGAGCUUGUCCCCCCGGCACCUUCUCCCCGGGGGACGCGUCCUGCGCCGCUCACACCCGGUGCCGCGCCGGGAACAGGAUCCUGCUGGCGGCGGGGACGGCGGCGAGCGACAGCCGGUGCGGAGCCUGCCUGCCGGGGUUUCACAGCCCUGGAGGGGAGAGGGAGCCCCGGGGCCGGUGCCUGCCCUGCGCCGCUGCUCCCCGCAGCACCCCGGGCUGCCCAGGCCGGCGAAGAGCCCGCAGCCCCGAAACGCCAGGCCGGGCAUCGGGAGCCAACGGGACACGGGUGACCCUGCUGGGUGAGGAGGAGGAGGAGGCGGCAGCAGCGCAGGCAGCCGUGCUGACCAUCGUCCCGGUCUUCUGUGCCAUGGGAUUGUUGGGAAUCCUGGUCUGCAACCUGCUGAAGAAGAAGGGUUAUCACUGCACUGCCAGCAAGGAGCCCCAGCCCGGCAGCACCGGUCCCAGCUCCAUCUACCAGCUGGAGGAUGCCAAUGAGGACACCAUCGGGGUGCUGGUGCGGCUGAUCACCGAGAAGAAAGAAAAUGCAGCGGCGCUGGAGGAGCUGCUGAAGGAGCACCAGAGGCAGCAGCUGAUGCCCCCGAGCUGUGCCCCCCUCAAUAAGCUGCACCUCCUGCCUCAGUUUCCCCCCGUCUGCCACCACCAGCAGCACCUGCACACGGUGCAGGGACCGGCCCCGUGUGCCCGCUGCGGCCAGAAGUGGCCCGAGGCGCUGCCAUCUCUCAGUGCCACCAAAGUCCCCAAGGCCGGAGCUCAUCCCAGCGAGGUGACCAUCCUCUCCAUCGGCAGGUUCCGGGUGUCCCGGAUCCCUGAGGUGAGGAGCGAGGCAGGGGCUGAUCCCCUCCGUGGUCCCCUCCCCGCCGGCAGCGGGAUGUGA